Cyprinodon tularosa is the source of this 1604-nucleotide messenger RNA. Its product is annotated as gastrula zinc finger protein XlCGF8.2DB-like. Lineage: Eukaryota; Metazoa; Chordata; Actinopteri; Cyprinodontiformes; Cyprinodontidae. The transcript has a single exon. The record is from RefSeq and is a predicted model, not a curated record. Gene Ontology annotation, cellular component: nucleus. Bases 84 to 1256 code for a protein of 390 amino acids.
GUUUGGACCAAGAGGAACCAGAACCUCUGCAGAUAAAAGAAGAGCAGCAAGAACCAGAACAUUCCUGGACAAAAGAGGAAACCAUGGAGCUCCCCAUAAGUGAGCAGGAAGAGCAGCUUGUUCUGAAGCAAGAGACAGAAGAUACAUGCAAGGAAAAUUUACCAUGUUUGACAUGUGGAGAAAACUUUCCAAAAAAAGAGCAUUUAAUGAUUCACAUGAGGUCUCACACAGGUCAAAAGAUUUAUGAAUGUUUCUCCUGUGAAAAAAUUUUCACAACAAAAUCUAUUCUUGAUAGACACAUUAGAACUCACACUGGUGAGAAGCCUUUUUCCUGCACGAUUUGUGUUAAAAGUUUUUCUCUAAAAGGUCAUUUGACUGGACACAUGAGAAUUCACACAGGUGAGAAGCCCUUUGAAUGUCCGUCCUGUGGAAGGAGCUUCACUCAGAAAUCUAAUCUUGAUGCACACCUCAAAAUACACACUGGUGAGAAGCCUUUUGAAUGUCUGUUCUGUGGAAAAAGCUUCACUAAGAAAUCUAAUCUGGAUACACACACCAGAAUUCACAAAGGUGAGAAGCCUUUUACUUGUACCGUUUGUAACAAGAAUUUUACUGUAAAAAGUAGUUUGACAACUCACAUGAGAAUUCACACCGGCGAGAACCCUUUUGAAUGUCUGUUUUGUGGAAAAGGCUUCACCCAGAAAUCUAAUCUAGAUACACACAUCAGAAUUCACACAGGUGAGAAACCUUUUGAAUGUCUGUCCUGUGGAAAAAUAUUCACUAACAAAUCUACUCUUGAUACACACAAUAGAAUUCACAAAGGUGAGAAGCCUUUUUCUUGUACCAUUUGUAACAAAAAUUUUACUGUCAAAAGUUGUUUGACAACUCACAUGAGAAUUCACAUAGAUGAGAAGCCUUUUAAAUGCCUGUCCUGUGGAAAAAGCUUCACUCAGAAAUCUGAUCUUGAUAAACACAUCAGAAUCCACACAGGUGAGAAACCUUUUACUUGUACUAUUUGUAACAAGAAUUUUACGGUAAAAUAUAGCUUAACUACUCACAUGAAAAUUCAUACUGGUGAAAACCCUUUUGAAUGUCUGUCCUGUGGAAAAAGCUUCAAUCAGAAAUCUGAUCUUGAUAAACACAUCAGAACUCACACAGGUGAGAAGCCUUUUUCCUGCACGAUUUGUGUUAAAAGUUUUACUCAAAAACAUCAUUUGACUGGACACAUGAGAAUUCACACAGAUGAGAAGCUGUUUUAGGUUUUAGAUGAGAAGGUAAUAUGAAUAUUCAGAUGACAUUUAUUCAUGCAUGACGUGGAAUGAUUUAUAUAUAAGAAGAACAUUUGUUUCACUGAAGUGGCAGCAGUUAGACGCCACAGAAAUGAACAGUAGAAGCGUUUUCCAUGUUUGACUGGUGAUAAAAUAUCCAUUUAGAAACCCCUUUGCUUCAUUGCAUGAGAAACCUUUUACAUACAAACUAAAUGGCCUGUACUUAUAUAGCGCUUUUUUUUUUCCAAGUCAGGAGACUUGACCAAAGCACUUUACACUACAUUAAGUCAUUCACACAUUCAUGCACACACUCAAGGUGGUAAGCUGCCACAGCUGCCC